Ostrinia furnacalis (Asian corn borer) is the source of this 3982-nucleotide messenger RNA. It is a transcript of the gene norpA, whose product is annotated as no receptor potential A. The transcript is spliced from 22 exons. Bases 88 to 3312 code for a protein of 1074 amino acids. The record is from RefSeq and is a predicted model, not a curated record. NCBI's taxonomy places the organism in Eukaryota, Metazoa, Arthropoda, Insecta, Lepidoptera, Crambidae. Gene Ontology annotation, biological process: phosphatidylinositol metabolic process; release of sequestered calcium ion into cytosol; phosphatidylinositol-mediated signaling. Gene Ontology annotation, molecular function: phosphatidylinositol-4,5-bisphosphate phospholipase C activity; calcium ion binding.
UUGUCUACAGGGUGGUGCCAAUGAUGGCUGGCUGGUAAACUAAGGAAGAGAGGUCUUGAGGCGCGGAUCUAAAGCCGACCUUACACCAUGACGAAAAGGUUUGAGUUCAACUGGCAGAUCCCAGUCCCGGAACCAUUACUGCAGGGUGCUGUUUUCGACCGAUGGACUGAAGAAAAGGACAACACCGAGCUUGAACAGAACUGCACCUUCAAAGUAGAUGAAUAUGGAUUUUUCAUCUAUUGGAAAAGUGACGGGAGGGACGGGGACGUGAUCGAAUUGUGCCAAGUCAGUGACGUGAGGUCUGGAGGAGUGCCAAAGGAUUCAAAGCUAAGCUUCAACCUCCUGAACAAACAUGGCGACAGCCUGGAGGACAAGUCGCUGACCAUCUGCAGCGGCACCGACUACAUCAACAUCAACUACCAACACGUGGUCUGCCCAGACGCAGCCACGGCGAAGGUAUGGUUGGAAGGCCUGAGGCGGAUUACCCACAAUGUAAAAGCCAACAACUUCUGUCCAAUGACCUGCCUGAAGAAGCAUUGGAUGCGUCUCUGCUUCCUCACUGACCCUCGAGGGAAGGUGCCAGUAAAAGUGGUGGCUCGGACCUUCGCCUCAGGCAAGACGGAGAAGCUGGUCUACCAGUGCCUGUCUGAGCUCGGACUACCAGCAGGGAAGAACGAAGCGAUGGAGAAGGAAGCGUUCACGUUUGACAAGUUCUACGCUUUAUACCACAAGAUCUGCCCGAGGAACGACAUUGAAGAAUUGUUUCGAUCUAUCACACAAGGCAAAUCGGACCGCAUAAACCUGGACCAGUUCGUGAACUUCAUGAAUGAGAAGCAGCGGGACCCUCGACUCAACGAGAUCCUGUACCCUCUGUACGACGAAAAGAGAGCGGCCGAGAUCAUCACCACGUACGAACAGAAUGAGGAGGCUAAGAACGACAAAUGCCUCACCAAAGACGGUCUGAUCCGCUACCUCAUGUCAGACGAGAAUGCGCCGGUGUUCUUGGACAGGCUGGACAACUAUAUGGACAUGGACCAACCAUUGGCCCACUACUACAUCAAUUCCUCCCACAACACGUAUCUGUCGGGCAGGCAGUUUGGAGGCAAGAGCUCAGUGGAGAUGUACAGACAAGUUCUGCUGGCUGGGUGCAGGUGCGUCGAACUCGACUGCUGGGACGGCAAAGGUGAAGAUGAAGAGCCGAUCAUCACCCACGGCAUGGCCAUGUGCACAGACAUCCUGUUCAAAGACGUCAUCUAUGCGCUGAGAGACACCGCGUUCGUGACGUCAGACUACCCCGUCAUCCUGUCGUUCGAGAACCACUGCUGCAAGGCACAGCAAUACAAACUGGCAAAGUACUGCGAUGAGAUCCUGGGCGAUUUGCUGCUGAAGGAAGCGCUGCCUGAUCAUCCGCUGGAACCAGGAGUGCCGCUACCACCACCUUCCUCGCUGAAGCGAAAGAUCCUCAUCAAGAACAAACGGCUUAAGCCGGAGGUUGAGAAGCAGGAGUUGGAGCUGUUCCGACAGGGACAGUUCGUCAUCGAGGAUGAAGAGAAGGAAGACGCGUCUGCUGUAGCCAUUCCAGAUAAAAAGCCCGAAGAAAUAGUAGCAGAAGCAGCGACCGCGGGCGACGACGCGCCGCCGCCAGUCGCCUACACCGGCUCCACCACCAACGUGCACCCCUGGCUGUCUUCCAUGGUCAACUACGCGCAGCCCAUCAAGUUCCAGGGCUUCGAGGAGGCGGAGAAAAAGAACAUCUACCACAACAUGUCCUCGUUCGCCGAGACCACCGGCAUGAACUACCUCAAGCAGCAAGCCAUCGACUUCGUCAAUUAUAACAAGAGGCAGAUGUCCCGGAUCUACCCCAAGGGAACGCGCGCCGACUCAUCAAAUUACAUGCCUCAGGUGUUCUGGAACGCCGGCUGCCAGAUGGUGUCCUUGAACUUCCAAACAUCCGACCUGCCCAUGCAGCUAAACCAGGGCAAGUUCGAGUACAACGGGAACUGCGGGUACUUGCUCAAGCCGGAUUUCAUGCGGCGCGCGGAUCGGUCUUUUGACCCUUUCGCUGAUGCGCCCGUGGACGGCGUAAUUGCUGCUCAGUGUUCUGUACAGGUCAUAGCAGGACAGUUCUUGUCGGACAAGAAGAUCGGCACGUACGUAGAGGUGGACAUGUACGGGCUGCCCACCGACACCAUCCGCAAGGAGUUCCGUACGCGCAUGGUGCCCGCCAACGGACUCAACCCUGUCUAUAAUGAAGAACCCUUCUUGUUCAGAAAGGUCGUACUCCCGGACCUGGCCGUGCUCCGUUUCGGGGUAUACGACGAGAACGGCAAACUUCUCGGGCAGCGGAUCUUGCCCCUGGACGGUUUACAGGCCGGCUACCGUCACAUCUCGCUCAGGACUGAAGCCAACUUCCCCAUGUCACUGCCUAUGCUGUUCUGCAACAUCGAGCUGAAGAUCUACGUCCCUGAUGGCUUUGAAGACUUCAUGGCUGCGCUGUCGGAUCCUCGCGCUUUCAUGGGGGCAGCCAAGGAGAGAACUGACAACAUGAAGCAGAUGGGAAUCGAGGAGAGCGGGCCCGAGAAGAAGGUGCAGAUUGAAGAGAAGAAGGAAGAGCCCCCCCUGGUGUUCGAACCCAUCACAGUGGAGUCUCUCCGCCAAGAGAAGGGCUUCAUCAAGACCGGCCGCAAGCAGCAGAAGGAAUUGGAAGCCAUGCGCAAGCGCCACACCAAAGAAAAGAUGGCGCUGCAGAAGCAGCAGUGCGCCGCGCUCGAGAAAAUGAUCAAGGGGAAGAACAAGGACCAGCUAAGCAACGACCCGACAUUCCGGAAGCUGGUCAACGAGCAGUCCACAGCAUGGAGCGAGCUGGUCGCAAAGCACCGAGUGGAGGAGUGGACCAGUGCCAGGAGCCGUCUGAAUGAACAGAGGGAUCUGCUGAAGAAGAUGAUGGAGACCACGCAGCUGGCCCAGAUGAAGCAGCUAGAGGGGAAGCAUGAAAGGGAGCUGAAAGACAUGAACGCCCGUCAGGCCAAGAUCAGCAUGGAGACGAGCAAGGAGGUGGCCAACGACAAGACCCUCAAAACUAAGCAAGAGAAGGACCGCCGUCUCAGGGAGAAAAAGCAGAACAACACCAAGAAGUUCAUGGACGAACGCAAGACUCAAACCAUCAAGCAGAACCGAGAGAAGGAAAAGCUGAAGGUGACCCAUGACAAACAGAUGGAGGAGUUGUCCAAGGAUAUUGACAACCUCAUCGAAAUGUACAAGAUGGAGGAGUCCGAGUUCGACAUGGCAAGUAAAACGGAGUUCUUUGCAUGAAAGUAUCCGGACAUAGCUCCGUUACUGGAGCAAAUGACUUGAGAAGUGAGUGCUAAGUGAUCUCUUCGACUAGGCUAAGGACAUCUCCCACUUUCGUACCAUAGACACCAAAAGUUCCUUAUCUUAUAACUGCAGGCGGAAACCAAAUAAAGGUCAUAGUACACUUAUCGACUAGGAAAGGGGUUAACAACGCCUUUCGCCGCGCGGUCAACCGCGAGGCAAGGCAUUUACGAUACGGUACAGAUAAAUGUGCGUUGCAGUACGGAGUAGUUUCAUACAAACGCCUCGAGCUGAUACGGUUAUGAUCCGUAUCUGGGUUGAUAAGUGUGCUUCGUCCUUGAGUCUUCAAAAGUUGUCAGCAUGCCAAAUUAUUAAUUCCAAAGUGUAUCGAUUGAAAACGUUCAAGUUCAGUUCUUGAUAUUAUGGUUUAUCAAUUCAUAUAUUUCGAGACGUUAUGGUAGAUUUAAUUAGCAUGCAAAUGCAAAAGGUGUUACUGUACUGUUAGCACCAUAAGUUAAGAAACUGCUGACUUAUCUCUCAAGAACUAACAUAGUCAAAAGUUUCGAAUGUAUGUCGUAUCGCCUUAUUUCCUUUAUAUUGUAACUGACUACAUUAGUUUUAAGACUGUUAGGUACGUAAGAGCUAGAGGAAAUUAGUACAUUCAUACCUA